AUGAGCUUGAACUGCUUCAGCGGCCGUGCCAGUGUCGAGGCCGACACGGAGCUCGAAGAGGCGUCCAAGCAGGCGGAGCGCGUCUACAAGCGCAUCCAGAGGUCGGACAACCGGCGCGAGCGCGUGCUUCGGGCUAUCCGCGACACGCACGGUGACAAGACGCACGAGAUGGAGUCGCAUCUGCAGUGGCUGCUGCAGCAGAAGAUGCGACUGGAGCGAGACCUUGACGUCGUGAGCAAGCAGCUGGAGGAGAAGAAGAGGGGACUGGAGGAGAGAGUGGAGGCCUGA
This is a messenger RNA of Hyaloperonospora brassicae, 288 nucleotides long. NCBI's taxonomy places the organism in Eukaryota, Oomycota, Peronosporomycetes, Peronosporales, Peronosporaceae. The record is from the annotation of a GenBank genome assembly.